Cheilinus undulatus (humphead wrasse) is the source of this 1656-nucleotide messenger RNA. RefSeq names its product cholinergic receptor, nicotinic, alpha 9a (gene chrna9a). Gene Ontology annotation, cellular component: neuron projection; synapse; postsynaptic membrane. The record is from RefSeq and is a predicted model, not a curated record. The transcript has 7 exons. Gene Ontology annotation, biological process: nervous system process; signal transduction; regulation of membrane potential. NCBI's taxonomy places the organism in Eukaryota, Metazoa, Chordata, Actinopteri, Labriformes, Labridae. Gene Ontology annotation, molecular function: transmembrane signaling receptor activity; acetylcholine-gated monoatomic cation-selective channel activity. Bases 1 to 1656 code for a protein of 551 amino acids.
AUGAGGAAGGCAGCGCUGAUGGUUUGGAUCAGUCUUUUUCUGCAAGUUUCCCAUGGUGCUCAGGGUCAUUAUGCCCGCAAACUUCUGAAUGACCUGAUGGAGGACUACUCCAAUGCUCUGAGACCAGUGGAGGACACAGACAAAGCCCUCAAUGUGUCCCUGCAGAUCACGCUGUCCCAAAUCAAAGAUAUGGAUGAGAGGAACCAGGUGCUGACCACAUACCUGUGGAUCAGACAGGUCUGGCAUGAUGCAUAUCUGAAAUGGAAUAAGGAGGACUAUGAUGAUCUGGAGAUGAUAAACAUCCCCAGUGACCUAGUCUGGAAGCCGGACAUCGUCCUCUACAACAAAGCAGAUGAGGAGUCUGGAGGUGCACCCAGCACUAAUGUGAAGCUACGAUAUAACGGAGAGAUUAUCUGGGACUCACCUGCGAUCACAAAGAGCACAUGUGUGGUUGAUGUUUCCUACUUCCCCUUUGACUGGCAACAGUGCAACCUUACCUUUGGCUCCUGGACAUACAACGGCAACCAGGUGGACAUCAGUCUUGGCAUGGACAGUGGAGACCUGUCUGACUUUGUGGAGAACGUGGAGUGGGAGUGUCACGGCAUGCCCGCAGUUAGAAAUGUCAUGAUGUACGGCUGCUGCUCUGACCCUUACACUGAAAUCACCUACACCCUGCUCCUGAAGCGUCGCUCCUCCUUCUACAUCUUCAACCUGCUCCUGCCCUGCUUCCUCAUCUCCUUCCUGGCUCCGCUGGGUUUUUACCUGCCGGCUGACUCGGGGGAGAAGGUUUCCCUCGGGGUGACCGUGCUGCUUGCACUCACUGUGUUCCAGCUGUUGGUGGCUGAGAGCAUGCCGCCUGCAGAGAGCAUGCCCUACAUAGGGAAAUACUACAUCGCUACCAUGACCAUGAUCACAGCAUCCACCUCUCUCACCAUCUUCAUCAUGAACAUUCAUUUCUGUGGAGCUGAGGCCAAGCCGGUCCCUCACUGGGCAAAGGUGCUCAUCAUCGACUACAUGUCCAAAAUAUUCUUUGUCUAUGAAGUGGGCGAGAACUGCACCACACCAGAGAGUGAGAGGACACCGCUGUACCCCGAGGAACCCCUAGGUGAUAAGCUGGGCUUUCAGGAUGACCGUUUCCAUGACUACCAUUAUGACAAUGAACCUUACAGAUACAGCAAUGGUCACAGCAGGAAUCAUCACAAAAAUCAUCACAAAAGCCAGGCAAACGGCAACGCCAAUGGCAGCCAUCACAACUACAACAACCACAAUGAUAAUGCCUCUAGACUGGAGAGAGGGGAGGGGAGGAGAGUGCACACGCAACGCUACCACCACAUCAGGAGGGACGAUCUGGACUACCAGGCCACUCCUCAACCUCGAAACCUCCAACAGCUGUAUGGAGGGCUAAAGGAGCAGCUUCUGUACUCAACAGAGAAACUUCAAGUCCCAGCAUGCCCCUGCUGCUGCCCAUGUGUUGAACAUAAAGAGGUGGUGAAGAACAUCCAGUUCAUUGCUAACUACUUCCGUGAGCAGAGAGCGACAUGUGUCAAGGCUGCAGAGUGGAAAAAGGUUGCCAAGGUCAUGGAUAGGUUUUUUAUGUGGAUCUUCUUCGUCAUGGUCUUCCUCAUGAGCAUCCUCAUCAUUGCCAAGGCCUCCUGA